Molecule: messenger RNA, 2754 nt
Organism: Notothenia coriiceps (black rockcod)
Lineage: Eukaryota; Metazoa; Chordata; Actinopteri; Perciformes; Nototheniidae
Product: protein FAM13C
Exons: 10
Coding region: 16-1566 (516 amino acids)
Source: RefSeq, a predicted model, not a curated record
CCUGUCGCUGAAGCCAUGUUCUGCUUCUGUUUCCAGAGUCCCUCUCUCAAGAUGCAAGCCCUGGAGGCUGACUCGGGACCCCCGUCUUCCCCUACAGACCCCCAAGGUCAGGAUUACCUCCCUGCUCAAACACAGCCUCUUUCUACUGAGGAGCAGAGCCUGGUUCUGACCCACAAGCUGCUUCUCCCCUCGCCGCCGUGCACACCGGCUCAGGACCGGGAAGACCCUCCACAGUCUGGGCACUCCCCCUCCCCUGAUUCCUCAGAGUUCAGUCCUGUCCUGUACACCAGCCUGCUCUCUGAGGGGUCUUCAGGAAACGACCCCCUGCCCAUCCUCCCGGGCCCUAAAACCAGCCCGCUGCUCUCUCGCUUUGCGCUGAGCGACUGCCCCGUCCCCUCCCCACGCUGCCCCAACCUCAGCCACAGCCUGCGCUACAACCUGGACCCCGAUACGGCCCCUUCCCCACCGUGCUCGCAGCACAUACGCAUGACUCGCAGCAGUGUCCACUCGGAGCCACGCGAGGGCUCUGUCUCCGUCUCAGCGCUCAACAGACACAUUCACACUCUGAAGAAGAGGAUCAGGCGCUUUGAGGAGUGCUUUGAACAGGAGAAGCACUAUAAGCCUGCCCACAACGACAAGACUGCUCAUCCGGAGGUGGCCCGACUGAUGAAGGAGCUCAUCAAGAGUCGCAAGCAGCUUAAAGAGCUGAAGCUGAGACAAUCAGAAGGGGGGGUGAAAGGUCAGGGAGACUUUAACCCGCCAUCUGAAACACGCAGAACCAACUCAGACCAGAGGGAGGCAGCACCGACAGGCACUGAGCUGCAGCAGCUAAACAACAACAGCAACAUCAAAGCUAACGUGGAGGAAACGGUCAAUACUAUAUCCAACAGACUGAAGGAGAGACGCAGAGAGCUGGGCCUGCCCGACAGCGCCAAGGAGAUGUCCUAUUUCCAGAUGACUAUGGAGAAGACCAGCCUGCAGAAGUGUUUGCUGCAUUUUGAGGGUCUGCACGGACGGCCGAGCACCAGACAGGAGCGGACUCUGAUGAAACCUUUCUACGACCGGUACCGUCUCCUGAAGCAGCUGCUGCUCUCUGCUGCUGCUGCCACAGUCAUACCAACCAUUGAGGAAGAGGAGGGCUCUGAUGAAGAUCAUCCCAAACAGCGUAGCCCGAGGCUGCAGCCCCUCCCACUGAAGCCCCCCAGCUGUGUGUCUUCAGACGACUCGCUGCACCUUCCUUCUUUAGAAACGUCUGAAACGCCUCUCGUGUCCCCGCUGGAGGAGGUGAAGUGUUUCCAGCCACAGAUCGUCACCAUGGCAACACUACAUGAAGCUUCCAGACCAGAAUUACUGGAUCACCUCAGGACGGCUCGGUCAGAGAGACACCGACUUCACCGAGCGCUCCGAGAGUUUGAGGAGAACUUCCACACACAGACUGGCAGGUUCUGUCAGAAGGAGGACCGGGGGCCAAUGGUGGAGGAGUACUGCCAGUAUAAGAGCCUCAAAGCUAAGCUCCGCCUCCUGGAGGCCCUGCUCAGUAAACGGGACUCAACCAAGAGCAGCUGAGUGACUCACAGUGGGACUUUAUCGGACUCAAUCCUUUAUGAAAAUCAGGUUCUGAAUCUUGUGGUUCUGGUCUUGUUUUAUGUCAUAUUCUGUUGACGCACUUUACAUGAGGAAAUUGGUGACCAACUUAAUGAAAUGCAGCAUGACUGCGUUUUUUUUUUUGUCCCAAAAGAUCCUUUGUCAUUAUGACACAUCUUAAUAUAAACCUGAUGUAGCAAGUGUAUUUAAUGUAGCACUAAUUUAUGUCAGGGGUGACUGCUGUAACGACUUGGUGUUUGUUACAUGCAAGUUAUUUUAUUCACGCACAUUAUGCCACUUUGUAACUUGCUUUCCUUCUUGCACAAACACUCCUUCAGGACAGCUUUGCCCAAAGCGGAAACUGCAUUUUCUUAAAAAAAAGUGCUUUCUUGGCAAACAAUGUGUAAGCUUAAAUGCAAUCAAUGAGACAAUCCUGUGGUGUUUGUACAUGUCAGUUCUUCAAUCCUACAUUGUGCUAUGAUAUGCAUUCGUAUUUUUAUAAUUGUGACCAUUGAAUUGACAUGUUCACUUUGGAAAACAUGUGAACGUUGGUGAAGCUUGGCAUGUAGUGCAACUUCUCUCUGCUGUCAGAUUGGUGUUUACCCCCCCACUUUGCUUGUAUGAAGUUAUUUCCCUCUAAAUGCAGUUGUUGACAAUGAUCAGAGCCUUCGACAUUGUGCACUUCUGGUUUAUAUAAUUUUCUAUAUAUGAAUGUAUCAAUAAAAAUAAAUAUUUUUUCACAUUUAUUCUGCUCAACACAGUUUAUGGUUCUACUUUCUUUCUUUUCACAGACUACAUUUAAAUCAAAGCGGCUGUAGCAGAGCUGGUUGCUAUGGUAGAGGUACUGACAGCUUUCAUCCUCAUGCUGCAGAGAGCUGCAUCAUGCUUUUUUCUCAUUUUAGAGGCUGUUGCAUUAGUUCCGUUAAAAUUCCACAGCAGUUUCACGUCUGGGUUUUAAUACCUUUGGUAUAAAGAAAGAUGACUAUCGAUGCUGCAGCCCUAGAAAAUUGUGGUUCCAGUCUUUGCCACUAGUAGAAGGUAAAAAAGAAUAGUCUGAAAUGCUCUACUGAAGAAUGAGAAGAAAACAUUUCUGAAUCAAAGAACAGUCAAAGGAAACGACUAAAUGCUCGUCCACACAGACAGUGGACCCUCAGGAUAACAAUACAACAA